This is a messenger RNA of Phodopus roborovskii (desert hamster), 3359 nucleotides long. RefSeq names its product keratin, type II cytoskeletal 78. The coding region runs from base 113 to 3193 and encodes 1026 amino acids. Gene Ontology annotation, biological process: intermediate filament organization; keratinization. Gene Ontology annotation, cellular component: keratin filament. Gene Ontology annotation, molecular function: structural constituent of skin epidermis. The transcript has 9 exons. The record is from RefSeq and is a predicted model, not a curated record. NCBI's taxonomy places the organism in Eukaryota, Metazoa, Chordata, Mammalia, Rodentia, Cricetidae.
CCCCCAGUGAUGUCAGCCGUUGCCCUGAACCAUGGCUCAUGUCUCUAGAUGCUUCCUUGUCUUUGGCUUUUAGGGCAGGGCCUGGUCUCCUGCCUUAGGCUCUGCACGUGCCAUGCACCUAUCCCCCAGGUGUGUCAGAGCAGAUCAGCCGCAGCAAGUGGCAGACACAGUCAGACUGAGAACAUCUUGCUCUCCAAGGCCCAGCCCAGGGACGGGAGUGGAUAAAAGUCUCGUGCCAGGGCCCCAGGGCAGAAGCACACACACUGUGACCAUCUCCAGUCUGUCUGAAGCUGCGGGCCUGUUUGUCUCUGCCAUGUCUCUCUCCCCUUGCCGGGCCCAGAGGGGCUUCAGUGCUCGCUCAGCAUGUUCUGCUUUUUCAGGGGCUCGAGGCAGGGCUGGCUUUGGCAGCAGGAGCGUUAGCUCCUCUAGAAGAUGCAGAGCAAGCUCUUGUGGGAGGGCCUGGGGGGCAGAGGCCAGGCAAGGGGCACGGUUUGGGCAGGGGAGUGGAGGGCCUGGUCUUUCCCAGUGCCCUCCAGGGGGCAUCCAAGCGGUGACCGUCAACCAGAGUCUGCUGACCCCACUGAAGAUUGAGGUUGACCCCCAGUUCCAGGUGGUGAAGACACAGGAGACUCAAGAGAUCAGAACCCUCAACAACCAGUUUGCCUCCUUCAUUGACAAGGUGCGCUUCCUGGAGCAGCAGAACAAGGUGCUGGAGACCAAGUGGGAGCUGCUGCAGCAGCUGCAGGGGAACCACAGCCCUCAGGGCCUGGAGCCCAUCUUUGAAGCCUGCCUGGCUCGGCUCAGGCAACAGCUGGAGGAGCUUCAGAGAGAGCGAGGGGCUCUGGAUUCUGAGCUGAAGACCUACCAGGACCAGGAGGAUGAGUACAAGUCUAAGUUUGACCAGGAAGCUCACAAGCAUGCCUUGGUGCAGAAUGACUUUGUGGUCCUUAAGAAGGAUGUAGAUGCGGUAUUCCAGAGCAAGUUGGAUUUGGAAGGCAAGCUGGAGUCUCUGAGGGAAUAUGUCUGCUUCUUGACACGUCUGUAUGAAGAAGAAUUGGGACAACUGCAGACCCAGGCAGAUGACAUGUCUGUGGUGCUGUCCAUGGAUAACAACCGUUGCUUGGACUUCAGUGACAUCAUCGCUGAGGUCCGAUCCCGCUAUGAGGAGAUCACACGGACUAGCAAAGCUGAGGCAGAGGCUGUGUUCCAGACCAAGUACCAGGAACUUCAGGCAUCAGCUCAGCUUCAAGGGGACAACAUGAAGGAAACCCGGAUGCAGAUUUCCCAGCUUCGGCAGGCCAUACAGAAGUUGCAGAGUCAGAUUUCCAGCCUCAUGAAGCAGAAUGGUACUCUGCAGUCUGCCAUUGCCGAUGCUGAGCAGCACGGGGAGAUGGCUGUGAGGGAUGCUCAGGCCAAGUUGGAUGAGCUGGAGGGUGCUCUGAGAACAGCCAAGCAAGACAUGGCCCAAAUGUUGCGCGAAUACCAGGAACUAAUGGGCACGAAGUUGUCCCUGGAUGUGGAGAUUGCCAUGUAUCGAAGGCUGCUGGAGAGCGAGGAAUGCAGGAUGUCUAAGGAGUACAUCAGCCAGGUCACUGUCUCCACGGCAGAAGGCAGUGUUGUUGUCCCUGGAGGAGUUUGUAGAGGCCAAGUGAUCAUACCUGGAAGAAUUGGAGGAGGCCAAAUGAUUGUGCCUGGAAGAAUUGAUGGAGGUCAAGUGGUCAUACCUGGAAGAAUUGAUGGAGGCCAAAUGGUUAAGCCUGGAGGAGACUGUAGAGGCCAAAUUGUCAUUCCUAGAGGAGAUUGUGGAGGUCACAUGGUCAUUCCUGGAAGAGUUGAUGGAGGCCAAAUGAUUGUGCCUGGAAGAGUUGAUGGAGGCCAACUGGUCAUUCCUGGAAGAGUUGAUGGAGGCCAAAUGGUCAUUCCUGGAAGAGUUGAUGGAGGCCAAAUGGUCAUUCCUGGAAGAGUUGAUGGAGGCCAAAUGGUCAUUCCUGGAAGAGUUGAUGGAGGCCAAAUGGUCAAACCUGAAGGAGACUGUAGAGGCCAGAUGGUCAUACCUGGAAGAGUUGAUGGAGGCCAGAUGGUCAUUCCUGGAAGAGUUGAUGGAGGCCAAAUGGUCAUUCCUGGAAGAGUUGAUGGAGGCCAAAUGGUCAUUCCUGGAAGAGUUGAUGGAGGCCAAAUGGUCAUUCCUGGAAGAGUUGAUGGAGGCCAAAUGGUCAAACCUGAAGGAGACUGUAGAGGCCAGAUGGUCAUACCUGGAAGAGUUGAUGGAGGUCAAAUGGUCAUUCCUGGAAGAGUUGAUGGAGGCCAAAUGGCCAAACCUGAAGGAGACUGUAGAGGCCACAAGGUCAUACCUGGAAGAGUUGAUGGAGGGCAAGUGAUCAUUCCUGGAAGAGUUGAUAAAGACCAAGUGGUCAUGCCUGGAGAAGACUGUAGAGGGCAAAUGGUUAUACCUGGAAGAGUUGAUGGAGGCCAACAGGUCAUACCUGGAGGAACUGGUGGAGGCCAUGUGAUCAUGCCUGGAGAGGACUGUAGAGGCCAAAUGGUCAUGCCUGGAGGAGUUGAUGGAGGCCAAAUGAUCAUGCCUAGAGGAGAUUGUGGAGGCCAAAUGGUCAUGUCUGGAGGAGAUUGUGGAGGCCAAAUGGUCAUGCCUGGAAGAGAUUGUGGAGGCCAAAUGAUCAUGCCUAGAGGAGAUUGUGGAGGCCAAAUGGUCAUGUCUGGAGGAGAUUGUGGAGGCCAAAUGGUCAUGCCUGGAAGAGAUUGUGGAGGCCAAAUGGUCAUGCCUGGAAGAGAUUGUGGAGACCAAAUGGUCAUGCCUGGAGGAGAUUGUAGAGGCCAAGUGGUCAUGCCUGGAGGAGAUUGUAGAGGCCAAAUGGUUAUGCCUGGAGGAGAUUGUGGAGGCCAAAUGGUCAUACCUGGAGGAGAUUGUAGAGGUCAAAUGUUUUUGCCUGGAGGAGUUGGUGAUGGUCAAUUGGGCACUUGUGGACUCAGAGGCUGGAAAGGCAGCUUUGGAUCUAGAGGCUGCUCUAGCAUCGUAACUGGUGGCUUUGAUGUUCCCCUGGAAUCUGGAUGCAGUCCCAGCAUGGGUUCCUGCUCCGUGUCUGGCUCUGGCUUCAGUUCUGGCUCUGGAUCCUGCUGUCGCACCAUCCUGAAGAAGACAGUGGAAGCAAGUCGGAAGACCUCUGUCAUUUACUGAGUGACCAGGCAAUCAUACCCAUUCUAAAUCCAGCAAUCCUGCUCCCACUCCACCCCCCAUGUUCAAUGUCCACAGCCCAAGGCAUCCCAUUGGGCACUGGAGAAAGUCAAUAAAGUCUGUCUACUUGCUGUUCCAAGUGCUCAGCUGGCAGGCCUUGCUCUGCAUA